GCGGUAAACAUAACAGCGAAUGAAAAGCUUGGCUGGGAAUCAAAAUGGACGACAGGACGAAAUGAGAUCUUGUUUUCGAGAAUGGAGAUUGAUUCGUUGUUUAAACAGGAAUGGACAAUGACAUGAACUACACUAGUCAUUCUUGGACAAUUUUAAAAGCUUUUAUAAGUAUUUAAACUUACGAGGGAGAGUUUUACUGGCCUCUUGACCACUGGCCCCGCAGACCAAGCCAGUACCAAAGAAUGGAUGGGGCAGAGUCUGUACGGUCCGGCCGCAGUGACCGGUCCGAACGGUCACGACACAGUCACGGAAGUAGACAUCACGGACACCACCGGCACCAUGUUGGAAGACACAGCAGUCGGGGUUCUGAACGUAGUGGAAUGAACAGGGACCGGGACAGAGAUGACCGCUCAGUGACCAUUAAGAUGCCGGGCAAUGUGUCGGAGUGUGAGGAUAGACCACUGGGAGAGGAGAGGAUUGAGGUCCAGAUACUUCCUCAGGACGAUAACUGGGGGGAUAACACAACAGCCUAUACAGGUAAUACUAGUGAGACUGGGUUCUCCAUGGAGGACAUCCGUAAGUUCAACACGAAGGAGAGUUUUGAGAGCAGCAUCGGGAUAGGCUGUGCCCGAUAUGUUGGAACAGCAUUGGCAGGUGUACUCAGCAUUGCCGGCUUCCUGUCACCAAUUGCUAUGAUAAUCCUACCUAAACUUCAAAUCAACGGUUGGCAGACGCUGCCUUGUGAUCCUGAGUGUGAAGGACUGUUGAUCAGUUGUGCGUUUAAACUGCUGAUAUUGUUCCUCGGAACAGUGGCCUUAUUUUUUCGCCAGCCCAAGGCGACGAUGCCCCGUGUGUUUGUCUUUCGUGCUGUAGUUUUAUUUCUUGUAUUUGUUUUAACAUUUGCAUUCUGGUUGUUUUAUGGCGUCCGGAUCUUUAAAGAGCAGAUGCCUGACUAUUACAAGAUUGUGCAGUUUUCUGUGUCGCUCGUUGAUGCACUGUUGUUCAUCCAUUACAUCGCUGUCAUCUUGUUGGAAAUUCGACAGCUUCAGCCCCAGUUUGUCAUCAGAGUUACGCGGUCACCAGAUGGGGAGAGUCGAACAUAUAACAUAGGCUGUCUGAGCAUACAGAGGGCUGCGGCUUGGGUACUGGAACAAUACUAUCGCGACUUCCCAGUCUACAACCCUUACUUGGAGAUGGUUGCUAAGCGACCUUCCAAGGUGUCGGGACUUAAGUUCUACGAAGUUGACGGAAACACAACAAAUAAUCAGGGAAAGUCGCGAGCAAUAUUCGCUGCAGCGGCUCGUCGACGAGAUGCCAGCCACAAUGACCGCUUCUACGAGGACGUUGAAUAUGACCGCCGAGUGCGUAAACGUCGUGCUCGACUAAUUGUGGCUGCGGAGGAAGCAUUUACUCACAUCAAGCGCAUGCAAGAUGAUCAAGGUGCUCCAGUUCCGAUGGAUCCAAAGGAGGCUGCCCAUGCUGUGUUUCCGUCUAUGGCUCGGGCUUUACAGAAGUAUCUGCGAAUCACUCGACAACAGCCCCGCUACACGAUGGACGCAGUGUUGGACCAUCUGGCCGUGUGCGUGGGCCAUGACGUGAGCCCCAGGGCGUUUAUUGAGCGCUACCUGACACAGGGCCCAGUUAUUAUGGACGAUCACAACUAUCGCCCCAUUCAGAAGUGGGUCUUGGUAUGUGACCAGCUUCUUACUAGGGAGAUGGAACACGAUACAGUUUUCCAACUCCGACAGAACGAGGUGUCGCUGCUCGUCAAUGUGAAACGUAUUCCUCAUUUUAAUCUUACAGAAGAAGUCAUUGAUCCAAAAAAUAACAAAUUUGUAUUGAGACUUAACUCGGAGACGUCUGUGUAGGUUACACUGUGUGUGAAUAUGGAGACUCACAAACAAUGUCACUGGAACAUCGUACCCAUCACUGCGCGUGAAUAUGGAGACUCACAAAAACGAUGUCACUCGUACAUCGUACCCAUCACUGCGCGUGAAUAUGGAGACUCACAAACGAUGUAACUGGUACAUCGUACCCAUCACUAUUUGGUUCCGACUUUGUAGAUAUGAACAAUUUCGUAGAUUUAUGUUUGGGAACCAGAGUUUUCAUCAGGGGAAACCUAGUGUUUAAACCAGUUUUGGGAGGUUAAUCCAAGUCCACUAUAUUGAGAUUUGUAUGACUUCUUUUUGAAAACCAAGCAUAGAAAAUAUAUCUCAAUGGUGUUUGUCCAGGGUUAGGAAUCUCAAAAUCAGUCCAAAGGUUGAGGAAACGGACAAAACGUUAUCAGGUUGUGUAACAUUAACUGGACUGAUCCUUAAGGACAUUAAAAUAAAAAAGACUGAUGGAGAGAAAAAAUUAGCUCCUGAAUAUUAUUUCGGUGAAGAGGCAAUUUUUUUUUUCUAGAUUAACAAUGCAAUGUAACAAACUAGAUGAAUUUUGUAAAUGUUCAGAUUUUUCCAGCAAUACAAAUGCCUACAUUGAAGAAAUCCUGACUUUAUAGCAUUGAUUUCACAAUCCCUAGAGGAAAUGCUGUGUAUAUGAUUCAAAGUUGUGAUUUGAUCUUGUUCUGUAGAAGUGAAUAUUUUCAAGAACACAAAUUGGUGCAUUCAAAUUGUUGAUGGACCAUUUUACAUCUGGAAGUGUCCGUGCAAAUAUUUCUAAAGCAUUCUAUUGGAUGCCUUAAGAGAGCUGUUACAUUGAAAUGAAAUGCUGCGAGGAAAAUUUAUGAAAUUGCAAAUCAAAGCUACAAAAAAUUAUUCAAUAAAUUGUUUCCGAUAUUUACACAGUAUAAAAAGUACCGUAGUCGACAACAGGGGAAGUAAUGCAUUGAUAUUAUUUUUAAGCUUGAAAAAAUCUGUCAUGGAAGGAGGUUUUAAAAAGAUAUCAUUUGAUCUUGAAGCUAGGGGGAUUUAUAGAUAUACAUUUAUGUAUGUAGAUGUAUAAUGUGCCAUAAAGUUAUAAAGUAUUGUCAUACAGUGUCUUCAUAUAGGACAUGGUCAUUGUUAAAAUCAAAAGGUUUAUCAUAAUACACAUAAUAAAAUCAUCAUUGUUAUUUAAACACAUCACUUACCAUUGCCUCAGGAUCAUAUAUCUGAUUUUUUUUGCCAGAUCAUCACAUUGGAUUCAUAUAUCAGAUUGAAAAUUAAUUAUUUUAAUUUUACAAGAUGUUUUUUCAAAGUGGAAAGAUUGUCAUUUCCAGAAAAUUAAGGGUCAGUGAACGUCGUUCCUAAAAUCAGUGUCACAUAUACAUAGUAUAGAGGUUUUAAUCGUUUUCACUUUGAGAGAAUUUGCUUUGGUGCAUGUAUUUAAAGAUUAGCUUUAAACGGAGGGAGAGCCAUGUAUGUGUGAAUAUGUAAAAAGAAUCUCCAGUGUACAUAGCGUGUCAUGGAUCACCAACCGAGCAUAGCCAAUAAAUGUGUUGUCAAAGUGAUAGUAUAUCGUGUGAUCUGCCAACCAUGUUAUCAGUUUUACUGUUCGUGAGAUGUACAUAUAGCGUUGUGUGUAGAUUUAAAGUGUAAGAAACACAUGAAUUAGUUUAAUAUACAUUUUACCACAUUUGAAACUUUUUAUAGUAGAAAAAAAUCUUUUGUACUCAAUAUUUCAAGUAGAAUUUAAUGAAUAAUAAUUUAAUAUGUUCCAAUAAUUUAUUUUGCUUUUGCCUUUUGUAGAUAAUAACACAUGUGAACUACAAUAUUACCUUAUAUACCUGUCCAUUGUGUGCAGAAUAACCUGUGUAUAUUUGAAUUAUGUGCGUGAGGACUAAUGGGAGGAAUUCUGUUCGGCCUCGGAUGUAUUGUAAAAUUGUAAUCUUGCAGCAAAUCUUUUGAUUUAUAUAUAUUUUUUACAUCUCUACAAUACAAGCUGAUCAAAUGCACGAUUCUGCACAUUUUCAUUUAUUUUCAAUUUUUUUGUUUUUUUUUAAAUUUUUGUUAAGUAUGUGGUGAUUCCAAGUUUCAAGCUAUUGUGCUACACAAUGCAUCAAUUACCAAUUCUGUGUCAGGAAAGAAAUAUAAGAUAUUCUUAAUUGUCAAAUAUAGACUGAGUAAUUAGCAGGCAUCGACAAAAGUCCUUCAGUAAAUUGAUUACAUUUAUAUAUGUCCGUAUGUAUUGAAUGUUAUUAAACAACUGUAUGUUCAAACUGAUAGAUAAUCAAAGUUAAAAAGAUAUAUUUUCAUCCAGAGAAGUGUUAAAACUAAUAAUGUGGAGUCAAAAUUAGAUUCUCAUAAUCAAGGUUCAAGUGGAAGCGAAAUCUUUACAACUCAGUACAAAGUUUAUACUCAAAAAUCUGAUUGAUAGACAAUUGUUUCUACUUGAAUAUACACAAAAACUGUCGACACAUUGGAAGGUACACAAAAAUUGGUGACAUGUUUGAAAUGUACACAAGAAUUGAUGACAUGUUUGAAAUGAACACAAGAAUUGAUGACAUGUUUGAAAUGUACACAAGAAUUGGUAACAUAUCAAAAGUUACACAAGGAUCAUCGACAUAUUUGAAUGGUGCACAUAAGAUGAAGACAGAUUGGAAAGUCUAGAAAGGUACACAAGACUUGAUGACACAAUUGAAAAUGUACACAAGACUUGAUGACAGAUUGAAAAAUGUGCACAAUAUUUUGAUGACACAAUGUAAAUGUACACAAGAAUUUUGAAAUAUUUGGACUGAGAGUGACUGAACAUAGGUAUGUACAAGGAAUCCUCUAUAACAAUGAAAUAAGUUGAUAACUAUUAGUGGAAGGGAUAUUACUCUAAUCAAAAUGUAGUGUAGAAAUAGAUUCAUUUUAUAAGGGAGAUAAGUAUAGGUAACUGAUUUUGUAUUUAAUAUUUUUCAGGUGUAGUAGGAACUAGUUAGCACACUGUAUCAGAUUUAUAAAAAGAUGAUAAAACAUCAAAAACCUUUGAAUUAGUUUAGCAGAUAAUACCUGGGAGAAGUAAGGAGUCAUUUAUUACAAUAAAUACUUAAUUCACGAAAAAAUUUCACUCAAGUUAGACCAUGGUAGUGUUACUCAUAAGCAUUAUUUUGUAUACUUACAAUAGGUUUACCACCUCCACUAUGAUCAAAUCAUUCAUACCAUUACAUACACUCAUUUCUAUUAAACUAUUCUGCAUUAUUGUAGAAGCAUUUGACAAUUUUUGUCGCAAAGAAAUUUUUGAUCUCAAAAGUUGCAAUUUCAUUUUCUUUCAUAAUAAGUUUUCUAAAGUUUGUCAUAUAUUUUUUUUCACGGAUCAUAUCGUACAUGGUUGUGAUAAGGAUCCAUCCGAAUCUCCGAUGGUCCCGGUGCUUUUACGGACCAAGGGAGAUAGCCUCAGUUUGGUUGUAAAAAGCAAUACUUUUUAUGUGUGUACUGUUUAGUGCUAAUUGAUAUAUCUGUACUUUCCAAGAAAUCCUGUAAGUAAGUGAUGUUUGGAGAUGAUGAUGUGUUUUGUGGACAAAUAAAUAACAGCAUUCUAAUACAUGUAUCACCAGGCCUGCUGUCUAUAUUCUAUGCAAACAACUUCUCUCAAUAUCAUAUAUCUCAUCUCUACGUAAAUCAUUUAGCUCUCAUUUCAAUGUUGAGAUCAUGAUUGAAAUGUUUCCUGUGGAAUUCACUAUAAUCAUCUCAGCAGGGCUGGUUUUGUUUAUCGCUGUCUUGUAUAUUGGUUGGACCAGAGUUGUUGGUUUAUAAAAUAAGAACAGACUUCGUGAUUGUAUGUUGCUUCCAGACAAGCUGUCUAAAGUGAAGAUUUUCAAGUCUUGUCAUGAUAUCUUCAGGUCCAUCAAGGUUUAAGUCUGAAAAGGUUGAGGAUUUAAAAAAAAAAAAAAAA
Molecule: messenger RNA, 5796 nt
Organism: Pecten maximus
Lineage: Eukaryota; Metazoa; Mollusca; Bivalvia; Pectinida; Pectinidae
Product: vang-like protein 2
Exons: 4
Coding region: 243-1868 (541 amino acids)
Biological process (GO): Wnt signaling pathway, planar cell polarity pathway; establishment of planar polarity; multicellular organism development
Cellular component (GO): plasma membrane
Source: RefSeq, a predicted model, not a curated record